This is a messenger RNA of Aphanomyces invadans, 5446 nucleotides long. RefSeq lists its product as hypothetical. Lineage: Eukaryota; Oomycota; Saprolegniomycetes; Saprolegniales; Verrucalvaceae. The transcript has 8 exons. Bases 76 to 5325 code for a protein of 1749 amino acids. The record is from RefSeq and is a predicted model, not a curated record.
CGGUUACGCAUUCGUCCACGCAAAGCGACGCCACCGCCGGACGUCCGCGGUCGACACCCACAGCUACGUCGUAACAUGCCAGCCGCCGUUGACGACGACGUGGCAUGCCCUGUCCUGAAUCGCGUCGAACAGCAGCGUAACUUUGGCAUCGAUUGCGGCGACGAGAUCCUGUUUGCGGCAGGAGCAUGGGCGCCCGGCGGCGAACACACCAAGAAGCUCCACGUGAAGAACGUGUCGAACCGCACACUCAAGCUCAAGUACGACCUGCCGCGCACAAAAUACUUUUCCAUGGAAUUCCCCCUACUCAUCACACUCAGUCCGGGCACGAGCCGCAUCCUCGACAUCGCGUUCCGGCCGGUCCAGUACGAAGAGUACGACGACUAUAUCCGAUUCCUUGUGCACAUCAUCGAUGGUGGCGUCAAAGCCACGAGCGGAUCGUUCCGCCUUCCCGUGAAGGCGCGCAUCUCGAUGCUCAACACGGACAUUCCGACCGGGAUUGACUUUGGCUUUUGCCCGACCGCAGAAACCACCGAGUUCAAGUUUUCACUCAAGUCGACCGGUCAAAUUGACGGCACCUUUCAGUGGACGCUACCAGGCGCGGGCAACCACGGCCGUCCGUUCUCCAUCAUGCCCGCGUCGGGUGAAAUCCGCGCCGGCCAGACCCUCGACAUGACCGCGACCUUCUUACCCCACACUGCGUCCGUGUACGUCGUGACCGUCAACUUCGUUGCCCAGGAACGGGGCGAGACCAACCAACGCCAGGAAAAGACGAUGAAGAUCAGCGGCAUCGGCAAAUAUGCGUACUUUGCCGCUUCCGAGAGCGAGUUGGACUUUGACGAGAUGCUCGUCGGCGGCAGCUCGACGCCGAAACACCCGACCGACAAGGAGUUUGUGCUGCGGAAUCGGUCGCUUGUCCGCGCCACGUUCCAGAUCGUCCCAGUCGAGAACGACCAUGAGCCGCUCUUCUUUUUUUCGCCGCUUCGAGGUGUGAUCCCGCCGGAAGCAUCCGUUCCUAUCACGGUCAAGUACACGCCGUUGAGUCCUGGAACGUUUACGUGCGAUACGUUCAAAAUUCAAACCCCCGGCGGCCACACCGUCCGCGUGACAUGCCGAGGGAAGGCUAUCGGGCCGCUCGUGUCAUUGUGGAAGAAGAACCUCGCGUCCAACUUGAUCAGGGCCACAUCGAUCAACUUUAAAGACGUCCAGGUCGGCGCGAUAUCGACGCGGGUGCUCAUUCUCAAGAACGAGUCGAACGUGGCGGUCCGAUACAACUUUAUGGCAGCUCCAAAUGGCGUGUUUCAAAUCGAAAAGGUCACGGGGAUCGUCCCGCCGCUGCUCGAGACGUCCGUCAUGCUCACAUUUCGGCCGGAAAGUCCCGGCAACUUUUACCGCCGCCUGUUCAUUCUGGUCCAGAAUCAAUCGACGAUCUACGUCGACAUUUUGGGCACGGGGUUCGACAACGACAUCCGACCGUCGCCAUUUCAGCAGGCCCAUGUCGACGCGUAUCGGCUGCGGUGCCAGCAUCACUGGGGCCACCUGUCGCCCGACGGCCUCGAAGCACUGCUGGAAGAGAAGGGCGACACAUACUUUCUCCAUGGAGCCCUGCGCACGGCGGCGGCCAAGCCGGCGGACAGUCCCAAAUUACUCACUCGCAGCGGCGAGUCGACGCUGACGGACGUGAGCAUUUCGGACGAAUUCUUCGUCCCCGCGACGAGCCGCAGCAAUGCGAUCACAGUGUCCGAGUCGCUGCUCGAGUUUGGGUCGCACGGCGCGAAAAAGACGCUGGUCGUGACCAACCAAACCCGCGGCAAGGUCACGUGUUCGUGGCGCGUGUCGGAAACGACCGGAGCCGCCGCGCUGCGGAGCAACUUUCGCAUCUCGCCAGGCGCGUGCGACGUCGCGCCUGGCGCGUCGGUCGAGUUUAUCGUCACAUUUGACCCGUGCCAUGCCAACGCGUACUACUUUGCCGAGCUCGAGAGCCACGUGUACUUCAAGUCGAAUCGAACGUUCCGGUUGGUGAACCCCGAAACAUUUACGCCGCCGUGGUGCGUCGUCGUUUACGCGAGUGGCCACUCGUUCGGGUCAAGCGACAGCCAGUUUCUGUCCAAAGUGACGUUUGUGACGGCAAAAGACCACGUGUGCCCAUUCCCGCCGGCGCACGUUGGCGACUCGGUGUUUCAAACCGUGGCGCUGUCGAACGCGAGCGACACGCCCGCGCUGUUUUCGGUCGUGCAGGACCCGUCGAGGGUGUUUUGGGUCCACCCCGCGAGCGGGCUCAUCCCGGCCAACGGGUUCCACCUCGUCCAGAUUCGAUUUACCCCCACGCACCCCCGACGGUACGUCCACCGGCUCAAGACGGUCGUCAACUACGUGAGCGACGUCGUCGUCGACUUGACGGGCAUGGGGUGCCGCCCCCAGCUCACGUGCGUCGACAACGACACCGCCAUCGACGCCAUUUACAUCAAACCGACCGCCGUCGGGCUCACGACGACGAGGCAAUUUUACGUUCACAACGUGUCGCGGGUGCCGCUCGUGUUUCGGUGGCACGUGCCGCCUGCGCUGCGGUCGACAUUUCACGUCGCCCCGCUCGUGCACCGCCUCAUGGGCAACGAGCGGCACGCGAUCACGUGUGUGUUUUCGCCAACGCAGCUCAAACAGUACAACCAGCGCAUCGCUGUCCACGUCAAGUCGAUAUCGAUGGGGCUCGAGGAGUACGUGAAAUCGAGUGUCGGCGGUCGUGGCAGCAAUGGUGGAGGCUCGACAGGGCUCAUCCAAGAGGCGUCGGUCAAGCUGCUCGGUGUGGGCACGACGGGCGCGGUCUCGUUCGUCCCGGCGAUGCUCACCCUCCCCACAGUCCUCGUCAACUCGCCCACAACCAUGCCAUUCGACGUCGUCAACUCGAGCGACUGCGACUUAAAGUACGAGAUCAGCGUGCACUGCCGGCCACCCCCUGCUUCGUCCACUGCGCCGCAGCAACCAACUGACGACGCGACCACGUACAUUUCGUUCUCCAAACCACGGGGCAUCCUUGGCGCGCGGUCGCACCAAGCGCUCGAGAUCACGUUCCGCGCCGACUUGGCGGGCGCGUUCCGCUACGACAUUGCGUGCGCCGUGUCGACGGUCGAUAUGGCGUACACCGUGGCGCCCGAGAAAUGCGUCAAGAUGGCGGUGAAUGCCACGGCGUCGUUUCCAACGCUGGUCAUCGAGGACGUUCGGACACGGCAGACGUCGACAGCGACUGCAUGGAUGCAACUCGACGUGCCAGCCAUCAACUCGUUCUUGAUGACGCCAUUGACCAAGGACGAGCUCCAGUUGAACGCGGACAGUAGCCCCGACUUGACCAUGCUGCCGAGCUAUCACGUCCAUUUCACGCCCGCCGUGGUCGGGUCGCCGUCCCAAGUCGUGCACGUUCAGUUGCGCAACCCCGGGUCCCUUGUUGUGUCGUACCGCAUCUUUUAUCCUAACGAGAGCGACGUCGAGUUGGAGCCGUGGGCCGACCAAGGCGAGCCCACAUCGGACGAGCUGCGCCAAAACAUCCUGGUCGACUCCAAACUGUUUUCGAUCGCGCCUCGAACGGGCAUCUUGCAGCCCCACGAAACACUCGUCCUCUGUCUCUCGUACACGUACUCGUCCAUGCAAUAUCGCGGCAUCCACGACGUCCCCGUCACACUCAAUGUGGCCCAGGGAAAAAAACUCACACUCGUCCUCCACGGCCGAACGCUCGCGCCAUCGACGCCGCACGUGUUCCUGCCGUCAUGCGUCUCAACGCUGCACCCUGUCAUGGUCGGCCAGUGCAUGCGCAAGACGCACCGCUUUGACAAACCGUCCGUCCAACAAAUCCCAGUCGUCAACACGGGCGACCGCCCCGUUCAAAUCGACGUCGACGACAGCGCCUGGAGCCUCUUGAACGCGCACCAGUUUAACUUUCCCGUGCUUGAAUGCCUCACGCCGCACGUGAUCAUCCCUGCGCACGCAACGGGGUACAUCGACGUGGAUUUCUGCCCCCUCGAGAACAAAACGUACACGGCCGACCUGCGCCUGUUGGCAACGAGCGUCGACACGAACGAGUACGAAGACUCCAAGACGAUCACGGUCGUCGCGAGGGGGUAUCACGCCCCGGCCACGUUUGCCGACAUGCACGCGCUCGCGACGGCACGCGGACCGCCAUCCACGCAGCUCCUGCACGUGCCAUCGACCGCGGUUUUAAGCCACGACCGCGUCGACUUUGGCCUCGUUUGCGUCCGCACCGACAAUUGCCGCGUCGUGGUCUUGACCAACGUGAGUUCGACGGCGACGCUCGGUUUUGCAUGGGAUGAAGCCCAUCCACUCGUCGCGUCCAAGCGCGUGCGGUGUGUACCGAGCCAAGGCCAGCUCCUUCCCCUUCAGCACGUCUUCGUCCGCGUGCUUGUCCAGCCGCAAGACGAACUUCGCGUGAUCGACCACGACUUUGCGUGCUGGAUACGGGUCGUCCGCGACACGGCGACCGCCCCAACGUCCACCCUCACCACGUUGUCGUCGCUGGCGGCGUCGAGCACACUCAGCUCGUCGCUGGAUCAUCAAGCGUCGACGAACAAGACGCCUGACAGCAGCGCCACGCGGCCCUCCGUGAUUACUCGGUCCACGGUAUCGUCGCGAUCUCACGUCAACCGAUCGACCGAUACUGCCGCUGCCACGUCGGCCAUGGCCACCAGCGAUGGCGAGCCAAAGCCCGAGGCUAAGCGGCUCCACAAAGGUAGCAGCAACUCGAAAAAGCAAAAGUGGCGCCUCCCUGGUGCCCUCGCCAACGACGACGGCCCCAUGUCGACUCCCCCCGUGCCCGUAUUCCUCCACGUCUUCGCCCAUGUCGUCCCCCUCGAGUUUUUUCGGACUCACGUCCACGUGGAUACGUUCCGGAGGCAUGCGCUGCCGACACAAGAUUUCGUGUGGGUCGAUGCCCUGGCCACGAUGCGGUCCACGUGGGGCUACCAGGACCCCAGAGCUGCCAAGGAGAGCCGACAUGUGCUGGAAGGCGUGUUGGGCCACUUGCUGGUGGACGUGCUGAACGCGGGCGCCGUGACAGAGGCGAUGGCGGAGCUGCCAAAGGAACCGCCGACGCCCGCAUUCGUCCAGCUCACGUCCACAGCACGACUGCCCAAAGCGAUGCGGACGUUCGAACGACUGCGCCGUCACGACCAUGUCAAGCGGCUCACGGCAACGGUGCUCGAGAACACCAUGUUCAACUUGAUCCAAGAGAUUGCAUGUGGCGACUUUGACCUGACCUGUCUCCCCAAGCAGCUCGUGUUUCACCUGCCAGACGAUGGUCCAGCAAGCGAUUCAAAACUCUAACGCUGUACCAUGCGCCGCCCCAGUGGCGUCGACGAAAGGUGUUUCGAGGUGGUUGGACGAGUUGAAACGAUUAAAGAGUGACGUAUCUAGCUCGUCGUGGCUAGCGCGAGCCGGCGAACGG